GGUAGUAAAUGAAGCAGUGCAGUGAUGUCUAAAAAGAUAGAGGACAGUGAGUUGCAAACCCUCACACUUUCGCCGACAAAUACAAAUGAUGAUGAAUCAUCGCUUUUCAUUAAUCCGGCAAGUGAUGAGACAACAUUUCCCAUCAGCCCUCCUCCAGCUUUUCCUCCAGCACCACCACCAGCUCCACCUGUAGGAGAAAAAAGGAAACUAGAACGAAUAUCAAGUGUGCCUGUAAGCGGUGUCAAGACCGUCCCAACACUGAGGGUAUCUACUCCCCCUGGGUCUGCAAGAAUUUCUUAUGCUAAUGAAAAAACAAGUGGCAAAAUGGACUUUAGCAAAAUUACUCGAGAUCGUCCUACACCAGGGAGCACGAUUAGUCAGAAGAAAGAUGCUCCCAGACAUUCAGAAAAAUCACGGCCAGGCAGCCUUGUCCUCAGCAUUGGCGGUAAAGGCCUCCCUUCAUCAAAAUCAAGCCUUAAAAAGACAGACUCUGGUGGAGGCUCAAAACCCUCAUCAGUGUCUCAUACAGCAAGGGGAAUGGCAAGAAAAUUGAGUGAGAGAGAUGCCAGUUUAAAACCAUUGGCCAGAGGGUCAUCAUCAAAUCCAGUAGGUAAAGGUGGCUUGUUAUCUGGCCAAGGGGUUGCGAUGUCUUCUUUUAGUAGUCGGUUGAGUACAGGUCCCAAAGGGUGGCUGGGUAGAGCAGGAAUACGGUCUGGGCCUAGAAUCAGGGAGGGCAUAGAUUCACGGCAAAUGGAUCGACCAACCCAGCAUCACACCUUCCUCACAGAUGUUGCGGAUGUUCGGCAAAUAGAGCAAGGUCUUCUUCAGCUGAUGGAAGAUUUUCAAGCAGGAAACCUACGUGCCUUUGGUAAGGAUUCAAGACUUCGACAGAUGGAAGCCAUAAGAGAGCAACAAGAAAGACUGGCACGACUUCAUUUUGAUGUAGGUGCUGAACAGGAUCUACAUCCACCUUUAUCUGAAGAAGGACUGAAAACAUCACAUGAAAACAUGAGAACACUCAUGGAGAAACUAGCUCAACUCUCAGAAAGCAUAGAGAGGCUGCACACUAACACAAGUAGUGACCGCAAGACAAGCAGCAACGAGCGGAAAUCAGCCAAUCAUCAAGUGUCAUCUAAUCAACCAUCUACUCAGAGAAUCAGUGACCAUGCCAAUCACUCAAACCUAAAUACAGGAGCAAGUGAAAAUAUCUCAAGUCGUUCAGGUGACCCAUUAAAUGUUACCAGUCCACUGGCAACUUCAAGUCCCCAGAAUGCAAAUAUUGGUAACUCCUUUUCUAAUAAUGCUAAUCAUCAUUCUAGUCCAGUAGGUUCAAACACUGCACAAGGACAACAAAAUGCAAAUAAUGCCAACCGUAAUAGAAAUUCUGGUGGAUACCAAUCGACAAUUAAAAAUGGGAAGAAUGCUGAAUCUUGAUGAAUAUUCAUCUAUUGGAUAUGUUAUACCAAAGUUUACAAACUUGUUUACUAAUGUGUUUUGUUUGAAUGCUGGAUGGUUUUAAUAACUUUGUUUUUGAUAUUUUUAAUGGUUUGAAUAUAUGAAAAUUUGUGUUUUUUCUAUUAAAUAAGAAAACUUAUGAAACAGCAAGCAUUUGAAAUUUUUGUAUGUUUUGGCUUCUGUCUUUAAGACUAUUAUGUUAGCAGUAUUGUACAAUAUUAAAUAUAUAUAUAAUUACAUAUUUAUGUUUUUGUGGAGGGCUAAGGUAUAUAAUAUUUGAAUGCUUGUAAUUUGUUGUACAUGGUUUUUCACUUAUAUAAUGCAGAUCACCAUGUGUGAUUAGCAGUAGAAUCAAAUUUUUACUGUGUAAAGUGCAAUAUUAUCUUAAGGGAAUAUGGUUUCCAUUAGAAAUCAUAUGCUUUUCAUAUUUUUUGAUGCAGAAAAGGACUAAAAUGUUUUUGUGGUACAGUAUCCACUGUGAAUCCUCCAAACAGUUACUCUAAUGAUCCCACUAAUAGACAAACCAGUAUCAGAAAAUUACCUCAUAAUUGGUCUUAGCCGGAAUGUUACAUGUUGACGCAGUGAUAGAAUAUUAAAGAACUCAUGGCAGGAGUGUUCUUUUCUCUGCUGACAGUGACAACAACCUUAGUCUUCCCAGUCACCCUUCUCACACAGAUGUGGCAACAGUGUGUGAGUUGGCCAUGUUUGCCAAUACUUUUAGGUCUGCCAUUGUUACACACCAAGUUAUGUUGUUAAUUUUUUUGACAGAUUUUUAGUGCCUUGUUGAUAAGAAUUUGCAGUUGGUCCUCUUUUCUUAAUUCUUAUCACAAACAAGUCACUCUCCCUACAUGGACUGAGAAUUAUAAUUGCACAAUUCCCAGAAGGUUAGCUCAUUGCUUGCUAUCUUUGGAAAUGUUUCUUUUGAAGAAGUCUAGUUUACAGCAUGGUUAUCAGAGAUUGUGUUCUUAAAAAAUUACUGUCAAGAGAUUGGACAGAUUUGACCAGUGUGUGUGUGUCAGUUUGCAGUGUAGGUGCCGUGGCAGAAAGUGAACAGCAUCCUUCUUGUCAUGGUAAUUCCGAGAUAUUGCUAGGGGUGAGCAACAAUCCUGCACCCUAACCUUACAGUUAGGUAGGUCACUAUAAAACAACUUGGGUAACACUUUUAAUAUAUUGGCUUUUUUCUUAUCCUUCUGUAAUGUUAAUCCAUAAUGGUUAUUGUGUAUAAAACUAGGUUGGUGUGACUUCUUUAACUGUACCAUGACAGUUUUUUCAUUGGUAUUUUUUUUUAUUAGGAGCAAGGCCAUUUUGUCACCUGUCACUUUUAUAGCUAUGCUAUCAAAAAAUAGGUUUUGAUAUAGGAAAAACCUAUUUUAGCUGUGUAAGGGGUGAAAAGGCAUGGGAGUCUGUGGUACUGGUGAACGUAUCUGACUAGUGCCCUCAUUUUUGUCUGUUUGAAAAUGUGCAGGAAAAAACUGAGGCAGUUGCAGCAGGCAGGGCAGAGAGCCCUCCUACCUUGAGUCCUUUUAUACUGUUAGUGUGUCACCAGGCACUAUCCUAGCUAAGACCGUCACUGUGUCAACAGGCACUAUACUGGCCAAGACCAACUAUGAGAGAAUUCUUUGGUAUUAGUUAAUCUGUCUUACAGAGCCCCUGGCAGGAAAAUAAGAGUAAAUUCUUUGAAAACACAGAGGCGAUCAAAAAUAGGUUUUUCCUAAGUCAAAACCUGUUUUAUUGAAAAAUAACUUGGGAGUAUGUAAUGCUCCAUGUACCAAGUGUAAGAUAAAAAAAAAAAUCUUCAAGAAAUAGGUGACUGAUAUUUGCAGUUAAUAUACCUCUGAAAAUGUUUUAUAGUUAAACAGUAUAAGUGCAGUUACUAUCUUUUCAUGGCAUGAACAGCUAAAUGUUACUUUUCCUUUGAAAGCUAUGUAACUUAAAACUUUUCAGUCCUGUUAAAGUACAGUGGUACCUCUGUUCACGAACUUAAUUCGUUCGAGGAUGCUGUUCGUGACUCAAAAAAAUUCAUAACCUGAAUCAACUAUCCCCAUUUAAAAUAAUGUAAAAACAAAGAAUUUGUUCAGACCUCGGAAACACUUUACGUAUUGUCUUCCCAUUUUUUUUAUGGUUUUCUGGCACAAAGUUAUGCUUUACUUCACUGCAUCCAAUAAUAUUGUACAUACAUAUUUUCCUAUUACUAUUGUAUAUUAAAAUAUAAACAGCAACCAGUGUUUUGGUUUGGAAAUCAGCUGAGGGUGAUUGCGAGUUAAUUUUAUUUUGCUGUAUUGAACUCAGGAAUCAGAGCAAUUUUCUUGCUUCUGAAAGUUUGCAUAAAUGAAUCUCUAGAUACUCUAUUGAUAUGGGACAAGGUUAUUUUACGUCAUACAGUGUUUUCAAGUCGAAAUAUCACUUGAAUCCGUAAUGUUGUGAACAAAAUUUAGUGAUUUGUUCGUUAGUAGAUGGCACUGAGAGCAUGUUUAUUGCGUGAAAAAAAAUCAACAGAUUGCAUUCAAUAUUUUCACUAUAAGCUUUACAGAUUUAUCUUUAAAUGGAGUGAAAACAAUAAAAUGUUUUAUUUCAUACCAAAUAGUUUUGGUUAAAACACGUUUUUCUCAAAGUUUGUUUACUAUUGAGUUUGAUGGUACUAUACCAAGGUUUAUAGGAGUCAUUCAUGUUGCCAAUGCACGAUAAUAGUCGUUAGCAGAUGAACAUUCUUUCCUCAGCUUCAGCAGCAACUUGCAGCUUAAAUUUAGCAGUGUAUGCCCUUGCCAAUCUUUUCUCCAUAUUGCAUAAGGAUAUAGUAAUGUAAAAAUAUGUCUUAUUCUACAGGCAGUCCCCAGGUUACGACGGGGGUUCCCUUCUUGAGGCGUGUUGUAAGCUGAAAAUUGUUGUAAGCCGGAACAUCGUCAAAAAUCCUAAGAAAACCUUACUUUUAAUGCUUUGGUUGCAUUCAAAACUAUGUUAACUGCAUUCUUAUUGCAUUUUUCAUCCAAAAAAAAAACUUCAAAUAUUGAUUAUUUUGCAUUUUUGGUGUCAUAUUUAUUUUGCCAGAUGAGCGUUGUAGGCGUCGUAACCCUGGAAUGUGUCGUAACCCUGGAACGUGUCGUAACCCUGGAAAUAGUUUCUGAUGAAUAUAAUUGAAAAGGGCCUUAGCCUCGUAACGUCGUAAGCUGAGCCCAUCGUAACCCGGGGACUGCCUGUACUUAAAGCCAUUUGUAACAUAACUAUGGUAAUUUUUUACUAUUGUACGAUGGUUGAAAUGCAAGCAAACCGCUGCUGUUAUCAGAUUCGGUUGUUCAUAGCAAAUUGGCUUUUUCUGGCUGUAUGCAUUUACACAACAAGUAAUACGAUAUUCCUUUUUCAGUACGUAUACUAUUUUUUCAGUAAAAGAGUAAAUAAUUAACAUUAAAAAGACUGAGUAACAGUCAAAAAACAUUUUAAAAAGCGUUAGGUGCAUCCAAUGAGCCCUUUCUGGGGAUGUUUGUGUGUUUGUGGCUUGAAGCAUGGUUCACGAACCUCAACAAAAAUUUUUUUAACAUGUUGUUAGUAAUCUGAUUUGUUUGUGAACAGAACUGCUCAUGAGCAGAGGUACCAUGUACAAUGUAUCAUCAGUACCUUUUAAAGAAUAGAUUCCCACUGAUAGUUAGGAUCUUAAUUUUUAUGCUAUAAAUACAGUGAAAUUUCAAAGAUAUGGACUACUUGGGCUUGCUAGUCUGUGAUAUACUCAUAGGACAUAAAUUUACCCUUCAGAUAAAAGAUAACAGGAGCUUUUUAUUCAAAAUUAUUACUAGAGAGAAGAGAUCAAAUGCCUGUGAUGAAAUUAUUUUAAAAGUGCUGUGGUAUAUUUUUAUUUAAAAGUAAUAUAGGUAGAACCAUUUAGUUUAUUAGAAAGAGUGAGGGUUACUAGGGAAAAAUUUUCUUCACAUUUCUUUGUUCCUCAUUCUCUCACAUUUUGUUAAAAUGAGAGUUACAUUAUUUUCCUAUUAAUUCACAGCUGAUUAUACUCUAUUAACUACUUCAUUUUACAUAUUAAAGUACCCAAGUUUUUACUUCAUACGUAUUUAUUAUGAUUAAUAUUACUUUAAAUUUUUAACAGAAAAUACAGUAAAAAGUUUUAUAAUUGUUUUUAGUUAAUGUUUGGCAUACGUAUAGUUCUUACCUCUUCUCAAACUCUUUACUUAAUUAUAUUUUGUUUUCAUGUAAGAAGCAUCAAAUUUUGUCUUAAUCAUUUUAGGAUCCAGAUCUUUGAAAUUUUACGUAAAAGAAAAUGAGCAUGGUGUAAUUUAAGUCUUGUGUAUCUACAGAGUGCCGGUAUUCUUCAGCUUGAGAUGGAGCUCUAUUCUUGGUUGAUUUAAUAUGUAAAAUGUAGCAACUCCAGUUCAUAUUACUGUGAGCUAUGUGUCAUAAAUCUGACCAGUGUUUUGCAUGCAGUGUAUAAGGUGAUGAUUCCAUUGGAAAGGUUGAUUAUGAUAUAAUGAAUUACCAGGAUCAUUCAAGCAAUGCCAUUGUUUUCAUUUCUAAAUACCGGUAUGUAUCCUCUUCUCUCUCUCUCUCUCUCUACAGCAAUGGAUUAUUAAUUUGGGAGUAUAUUAUAUAAGACAACAAGGCCGUUAUGAAGGAACGAAUAUUUAAAGGUGCCUUGUGUGUAUGUCACUUUAGUAACCCUCCCCCAAUAAGACGAGCAAGAUAAAAUAACUUGCUCUUCAGUUCAAAUAAAAACUGCAGAAUGGAUUUUUCUUUGUUUAUUAUUUCUAGAAGUACAUGUCCAAAAUUAUGAGUAAUAUUUUGGGAAUUAGUUCUUAAGUGAUACACAAUUUCACAGCAUUGUCCUCUUCCCUUUAAAAAAAAAUGUAGACAUUUUCACAACAGUUAAGUAAUACUACGUUAACCACUGAAUGAAUUACUUUCAACGUUUUGUUUCGGUAAGCCUCAAAAAGAUUUCCAUUUCCCCAAGUGCUGGCUAAUUUGGAUAUUUUAGGUGUGAAAAUAGCAAUCAACUAUCAACAUUAAAGUAAUGUUCAACACUAAAGUACAUUUACCAUAGUUGGAGAUUUUUAUUGUUGGUUUGUAUUACAUACUUUUUUUUUUUUUUUUUUCUCCUUCUACUCAUGUAUUGUUAUCCUUUGGCAUGCAUGAGUAGAAUAAAUUUAAUUAUGCAGAUUUGAUCUUUGGUAUCACGCUCUUCCCAUAUUCUGUUGAAUUGACAUGUCUGUAAUGGUAUUAAUAAUCAUGAACAAGUCUUCAGAAUUUUUUUCAUUUGACCUGUUUCAUAAUCAACGAGAACAUACAAGUUUGAGACUUUUCUUAAAUGUUAGUUUGCAAAUUGUCCUUGUACCUUUAUGGUUUAUGUUAUCUAGGUCUGAAGGAUAUUUUUGUUUAGUAGAUUUUUGUGUUCAUAGAAAGUACAAACCCCUACCUCACAGUACUACAGUAUUUUAUUUUCUGCCAGCCUUGGCUCGUAGAUCUUCACCAAAUUGAAGUAUUCUUUUUGUGUCAUGUAUUUGGUGAUGGAACUGGUAUGAAGAUUUUAUAAAUUGAAAAAUCCCCUCAGUUAUUUGCUGUACUCCUUUGCUAUCUCAUGAUAAUAGGGGCUAUGAUACAGAGGUUGCUGACAUAGUUGUUUUUUUUCAUGAAAUCUGAAGUAGAAAAAUAUGCUGUGUUUCAGGUGGUAAUGGCUUGAUUAGAAAAAAGAACUUAAUUCUCUUACUUCUACUUGCCCAUUAUCCCCUUUCCUCUCCCAGCUCAUUUUUUGAAUAAAAGAAAUUUGUCAACAUAGAAUAUGACCAUAUUUGGCAUAUGACUUUCCUAGAUUAGAUAUUCCUAGGCUAUGUCCUUUGUAGUCUUCGAGAGUCCUUCCACUGUUGUGAUACACACCUGAGAAGACUAUUAGAUGUCCUUUGACCAUUGAUAACUUGAAUUUGUAAUUACGCCAUAUUAUACUAGUCUUUACAGCCUAAUUAAAAUUAGUAAUUUGUGUGUGAAAUAUAAAACCUGUUUUCUACCAAAGUCAGAAGUAUAUCUGGAUAAUUAUACAUAUCACUGUAGGUAGCAUAACCAGGUGUUUCUGAAUUUAGCUUUCUGUCAUGAAAGGUUUCGAGGAGUAGGUAUUGAAAGUUUUCUUCUGUAGUAUUCUGAAUAUACUAACUUAAUAUUACCUUCAUUGUAAUUUGUUCUAUUGUGUCAAUACAGUGCAGAGCUUCUGCCAGCUAUGAUUUAUAUCACCAUAAUAAUUGAAAAUUCAUAAUCUUGUCAUCUGCAGUUCUGUAUGCUGUUAUACUCUACAAGGUGCAUUUUGCUUUUUGUUUAUUGCUUUUCAUUAAUACAUUUUUCUGUCACUAGCCUUUUAUUUGAACUCAAAUACAAAAUUUAUGCUAAUUCAUUUUAUUAGAUAUACUUCCAGUUGCUUGUUAGAAAACAGGUUCCUGGGUUUGAGAACAUUUUUGGUAUGCACAUCAAUUAGGCUCAAGUAUUUUCAAGUAGCCAAGAAUAAUGUAAUGGAACCACUUCACUCUGUACCCAAGAAUUCUGUUACUUUUUGUUAUAAUCUAUAUUUCAGACAAAUGAAAAAAUAAAUUAGUCAUGUGAGUAACAGUGGUGGGUAUAUAUAAUAUGGAGUAAGGUAAAUGGGCACCUAGAAUUGUCAGGUACUGUAUUGUACCAUAUCCACACUAUACAGUGUAUGUGCUUUGAAGAACCCACUGCUGCAGUUUGUCAUUAAAAGCACUUACCAUAUAUUACUUCCAUAAGCAUUUAAUAUAUAUUACUUCCUUUUGCUUCUUAACCUUUUGAGAAUCCAGUGAUGAAUCAAAUAACAUUACUGCAUUAUAGAAACUUUUGUAAACUGGAAUUAUUUGGUUGAUGUUAGGGGAUUGUUCAAUUUUAUCUGGCCAGAAUAGGAGAAGCGCACCACUUUAAAUAAUCAUGAAAAUUGUUAGUUUAUUUUCUGUACAUCACUGGAAAGGCUAUUAUGUCAGUUUUGUGUAGUGCAAAAAAAGGAGUUUUGUUACUAGCUGAUUUGUUAUGGUAAAGAAAUAUCUGUUUCCAGCCAAGUUGAAAUUAUUAUUCUAACUAUUUGUUGCUUUGGCCUUUGUAGAUACUACAGUAUGGUACAGGUGUUUGGCUUCAUACUGGUACAGCUGUUUGGCUUCAUAAUGACACCAACAUCAGUAUCCUAGCAUGAAAGUUGAGUUAACAGAAAUGUAGACCUUGAAGUAUCUGACUUACAUUUGAUCAUUGAUGGAGAUUUUAAAUACCCUGAGUGUGUCAAGUAUAUGGUGAGUACAUGCAUUUUGAGAGUUUUGUUUUUUUAGCUUGUGAUUCUGUCGCACAGAGGAUUGCUUACCUAUUGAUUAAGCAUAAAUUAAAAUUGAAGUUAGUUGGAAACCAUUUGUACAGUACGGUGCAUAAUCUCCAUCAUCUUUGGAUUAAUUGUUGUGUAUCUUAUUUGCAAAGUGGCUCAUUUUUAUAUUUAUCUUUUUAUAUCAUCAUUAGUGUUAAUUCUCUUUUUACCUACUGUAUUUAAAAUUGAUUAUUAAUAUUUAUUGAAUACUACAGAAUUUCAACUGUUUAUGAUUGGAUGUGUUUUUUUUAGUAGAUUAUAUGUUGGGAACAGAUGUUCGGAUUUCUCAUUCAGGGAAAAUUAUAACUUUUUGUAUGUUUUGAAGGUAAUUGGCCCAUUAUGUAACUGUUCUGCCUCAGAUAGAUUGGAAUAAUGUGUGAUAUUAUUAGCUGUGAUUUUGUUAUUACUCUGCAGACAAUAAGAGUUCUGUCAAUUCUGGAGGACCUUUAUUUUCCAGUGUUUAGACAUUUUUUUAGAGUUUUGAAUGAAAGGUCACAAUGAAUUGUAAUAUUGGCCUGCUGAUAUUUUGCUGAUUGUGUGUGUGAUUUUUUUCUUUGGCCAUAUUAGCUUUAUAUAUAUUUUGUCAAAAUUUAAUUGUAAGACCUCCAGGAUUUUUUAUUGGUACAGCAUUCAUUGUUUCACAUAACCUGUUCCAGAUGUUUUAUCAUACUCUACCAAAGUUGAAAUUACUAUCCGAGUUAAAAGCACUGCUUUUGUUUGCUGACUCGGAUAUGAAAAAUAUACCCCUCUGAAUUACGAAUAUGGUCAUUACUGUACCAUAUUUAGCAACUAUAAUUAAUUCAGUUGAGUAAAUAAUAGUUUAUUCACCCCAGAUAAAUUGUAUGUUGAAAAUGUUUUGAUGAAGCAGCUGUUGAAAAGUGAAUAUUACUCAUAUGUAGGACAAAAAGAGGAAUGCUGACUUCAUAAUCAUAAGGUACAGAGCAUGUUCUGUAUUUUAUUUUUUUUUCAUAUACUACUGCAUUGUAAUUCAGUUAAGUAUGGGCACUUAUGUGACAAUAUUAGAAACUGCAAAGUAACUCACUUUAAAUUUUGGCUAUUCCAUAAUAUUUUUUUAAUCGUGUAUAAGGUAGGAAAUGAAUAUUUCUACCUGUAUUAAGACUAUUAACUUCUUAUUUUUGUUUGUGAGUACUGAAGAAAAGUGCCUCUUGUAUGUGACAGAAGUAUGAUAUAAAGUAUUUCUUGUAGCUCAAGUCUAUAUUCAGUCUGAUAGUAAAAUUUUAAAGUUAUCA
Messenger RNA from Macrobrachium nipponense, 10038 nucleotides. RefSeq lists its product as uncharacterized. The record is from RefSeq and is a predicted model, not a curated record. The transcript is spliced from 6 exons. The coding region runs from base 25 to 1434 and encodes 469 amino acids. Lineage: Eukaryota; Metazoa; Arthropoda; Malacostraca; Decapoda; Palaemonidae.